Messenger RNA from Striga hermonthica, 275 nucleotides. NCBI's taxonomy places the organism in Eukaryota, Viridiplantae, Streptophyta, Magnoliopsida, Lamiales, Orobanchaceae. The record is from the annotation of a GenBank genome assembly.
AAGAGUUGAUUUGUGCCAUUCAACUGUAUCACUUGCAACAAAAGGUUGAGUGUCGAACACCCAAAUCCUGCACUUCUAGGUUAAAAUCUGUUUGUCGGUAUGAAGGGUGUUCUUACAAGUUAUGUGCAAGGGCAAACCGAGAUGUAUGGAGAAUCACUACUUUAAAACUCGAGCAUACAUGCGAAGGGAGUUUGACGCACAAUCGACACCGUUCGGCUAAUUCCAAGGUUCUCGCUCAUAUUUACGCAUCAACUAUUCAGAAAAAUCCCCAGACG